AUCUACUUCUCCAAAACCGCGGGUACAUGGCGAUAUGAACAGGACGAUGACACAGAACUGGAAUACGACCCCUCCAACGCUGUCUGGGUCCCAUUGGUUGACGAAGAUCUCAUCAAGAAUCAACAAGCUGCGUAUUCCAUCGCCGGUGUAGACGAAGAGACUCCUGCGGCUCCAGUCCUCAGGAGAGAAAGCAAGAAACGGAAAGUGGAGGAUUACACCUCUGCCACCCCAUUGACGGCAGCCGGACCCUCCAUCAAACGAGGCAAGAACGACAAGAGGGACAAGCCCCCAGCCGAACGUAAAUCGAAGAAUACAGCUGUUUACGUCACCGGCCUGCCUCUCGAUACCGAGCAGGACGAGCUCAUCGAACGUUUCUCGAGAUGUGGUGUUAUCGAGGAGGAUGAACAAGGAGAGCCCAAAAUUAAGAUGUACGCCAGGGAUGAUGGGUCGUUCAGCGGAGAGGCGCUCGUGGUUUACUUCAAGGAAGAAUCUGUCCUAUUGGCCUUGAACAUACUAGACGACGCAGAGUUGCGAUUAGGUGUGCCUUCAACGGUCAUGAGAGUUACAAAGGCCGACUUUGCACACAAGAAUAACUCGAUCGGUACAGGCGAUCAAAGUAAGCCGAGGAAAACGGUGAAUAAAAAAAAGACGACGAAACGAAUUGGAAAAAUGCAAAAGAAACUGGCCGAAUGGGGGGACGACGAUGGUUUUGGUCCAAUGCCCGAUCCUGAAGAUGAUAUGAAUGUGGCUAAUAAAAACAGCCGUGUGGUUGUCCUGAAGCACAUGUUUACCCUACAAGAGCUCCAGGAAGACUCUGCUUUGUUGCUUGAUCUCAAGGAGGAUGUCCGAGAGGAGUGUGCUUCGCUCGGAGAGGUCACCAACGUUGUAUUAUAUGAUAAAGAACAGGAUGGCGUAAUGACCGUCAAGUUUCGGGAUACCAUUAGUGCGCAAGCUUGCGUCCUGAAAAUGAGUGGAAGAUUUUUCGCUGGUCGUCGCAUCGAAGCCGAUCUUUACUCUGGAAAGCAACGUUUUAAACGCAGCGGCGCAGGAGACGAUCUGGGUGGUGAAGGGGAGGAUGCUGAGAGAAAACGGCUCGAUGACUUUGCUAAGUGGCUGGUCACAGAGGGAGAUUAA
Messenger RNA from Laccaria bicolor S238N-H82, 1134 nucleotides. RefSeq lists its product as uncharacterized. The transcript has 6 exons. Gene Ontology annotation, cellular component: U2 snRNP; U2-type spliceosomal complex. The annotation marks the transcript as partial. The record is from RefSeq and is a predicted model, not a curated record. Gene Ontology annotation, molecular function: RNA binding. Lineage: Eukaryota; Fungi; Basidiomycota; Agaricomycetes; Agaricales; Hydnangiaceae. Gene Ontology annotation, biological process: mRNA splicing, via spliceosome.